This is a messenger RNA of Magnusiomyces paraingens, 1806 nucleotides long. RefSeq lists its product as uncharacterized. Gene Ontology annotation, biological process: mRNA splicing, via spliceosome. The coding region runs from base 1 to 1806 and encodes 601 amino acids. Gene Ontology annotation, molecular function: RNA helicase activity; ATP binding; RNA binding. Lineage: Eukaryota; Fungi; Ascomycota; Dipodascomycetes; Dipodascales; Dipodascaceae. Gene Ontology annotation, cellular component: catalytic step 2 spliceosome. The record is from RefSeq and is a predicted model, not a curated record. The transcript has a single exon.
AUGCCUUCUAAUAAACCAAAACCUAUAUCUAUAAAUGAUCUUAUUAAAAAAAAAAAAAACGAAAGUGAACGCCAAAAAGUUCCAGUUUUUCUUUCGAAAGCACAACGCGAUAAGUUAGCAAAAGAGCGAUCGAAAAUUACAUAUAAUAUAGACAAAACUCUAUCUACAAAUAGUCCACAACAGCAUCCUGAAUCUAAUGACGUUCUCUCUGGUGUUGGUCAAACUAAUCAAAACAUAGAUAAAACUUUGGGAUCUAAAUUAAAGCCGUCAAAAAAAAGAGAAACCAAAUUUAAGUUUGAGUGGAAUAAUCAGGACGAUACAUUAGAUUUAAAUGAUCCGUUAUAUAUUUUCAAAAGCAAAACAGAAAGACGUGAAAAGCUAGAAAAUAAAGCAGAAAAACGAGAAAGAAAUUUAACAUCCCAUUUAAAUUUUGGAAAAAGUAAAAGGCCUAAGAUUGAUUAUAAUGAUUUACAUUGGUCUGAAAAACCCUUGGGUGAGAUGAAAGAACGGGAUUGGCGCAUUUUUCGUGAAGACUUUGAUAUUUUGACAAAAGGAGGAAAUAUACCACAUCCAAUAAGGUUUUGGGGAGAGUCUGAUAUUCCCCAAGAAUUACUCAGUAUUGUUCAUAAACUUGGAUAUAAAGAGCCAACUCCGAUUCAAAGAGCUGCUAUACCUAUAGCACUAUCUGGUAGAGAUGUUAUAGGUAUUGCUGAAACUGGGUCUGGAAAAACAGCCAGUUUUGUUAUUCCAUUACUUGCGUCAAUAAUGAAAUUUCCAAUCUUAAAUGAACUGACCAAACGCGAUGGUCCUUAUGCUAUUAUUUUAGCACCCACACGUGAACUAGCUCAACAAAUUGAGACUGAGACAAAAAAGUUUUUGAAACCACUUGCAUUUACUUGUAUGUCUAUUGUAGGUGGUCAUAGUAUUGAAGAGCAGGUACAUAAAUUGAAUUUAGGUGCCGAAAUUGUUAUUGCAACUCCUGGCAGACUCCUUGAUACUUUAGAACGUAAGGUUCUUGUUCUUAGUCAAUGUCGAUAUGUUGUUAUGGAUGAGGCCGAUAGAAUGAUAGAUUUGGGAUUUGAAGAACAAGUUAAUAAAAUAUUAAAUGCAUUACCUAGCCAAGAGAAUAACUCAGACAGCUUAUCCAUGUCGAAUUUUAAAGGAAAAUCUUGGCAGACAAUGAUGUACACUGCAACUUGGCCUCGUGCAAUAGAGCGAUUAUCCGAAAAAUAUUUAUGCUCUCCUGGUGUGGUUACUAUUGGAAAUACGGGACAAGCAACUGAAAGAGUUGAGCAAAGAACUGAGUUUAUUGGAAAUGAAGAGAGAAGAUUACAACGAUUAUUAACCAUACUUAACUCCGGUAUCUUUAAACCUCCAAUUAUCAUUUUUGUUAAUUUUAAACGAAACUGUGAAAAUUUAGCGCAAGAACUUAAUUAUAAUAAAUGGCGAACAGUCACAAUGCAUGGCUCUAAGUCACAGGAUCAACGUGAAGCUGCAUUGUCUCAACUUCGUUCGGGUGAUGCAGAUUGUUUGGUUGCAACAGACGUAGCUGGGCGUGGUAUUGAUAUUUCUAACGUUUCUUUGGUUGUGAAUUUUCAAAUGGCUAAAACAAUAGAAAAUUAUACACACAGAAUCGGACGAACAGGGCGAGCAGGAAUGUCUGGUGUUGCAAUAACAUUUUUGGGGCCUGAAGAUGAGGAAGUGAUUCCAAAUUUGAAGCAAAUCAUUUCAAAAUCCAAGGUUAGUCAUCUCUCAGAUGAUUUAAAACGUUAUGACACCAGUAAAUUCGCAUCUAAUAUAAAAUAA